AUGCAGUCGAUUACCUUCGCGGCCGACUUUGGCUCGCUGCUGAACCAGUACAAGGUCCUUGAAUUGAGCGAGGAAUUGCUGCAGGAGAUUGAGCAAGGCCAGGGAGAGGUAUGCAUCAAAGGAGCGCCGGCAGAGGAGGCGGUGCUAUGCACCAAGGACACCACUUAUUCGUUGCGACAGCUUGAUACAAGGGAGGUGCAGAGCAUGUUUACUGGCUACCUCGAGUUGCACGAAGUGCUGCCCCGAACUGGUGUGCUGCCCGCUCUACUCGGAGAGUGCCCCUACGAGGGAGAAGAGGCCGAGGAGGAGAAGGAGAUGGCCCUCGAGACAGCGGAAACUACGAAGGGAAGGAAGUACACAUGGGAAGCCUUGCGCAAUCAAGUGCAAGCCAGCGACCAGCAGCUACUCAACGCGCUGAAGAGGAUCAACGCGUUCGAGUGGAACGGUCACUGGCGAUUGCUGGGCAGAUCGUUCAUAACUGAGUUGAUGGAUAGGAUCAUCACGGCCGCGCAUGCCAACGAGUGGCCCCUGUCCGCCAUACCCGUCGAGGCCUGUCAGCAAAACCUCAGGAUGUACCCUGGGCAAGUUGUAGAGCACUGCCUUCGGAUCUACAGUCGCUCUACGGAGUCACCAACGCCUGACGUCGUCGCUCUUGAUCCCACGCUCCUGUGCGCGAUGCGAGCAGAGGACAUUCUCCUCGAAGGGCCUGACAAGCCCUGGGUCCUCAGUGACUUCAUGGGGAAGUGGAAGGACCGCAUGCAGAACGACGACAUCACCCUCUCCCCCUCAUCAGAGAUGCUCAAGGGGAUCGCCUUGGUGUCGACUCUUGGCACCGAGCGACGAUUGACCUAUCUGCCCAACACAUCUCUGCCGCCCACAGCGCCAGCGCGUUUCGCGUUCCUCUUCAAUAAGCAGAGGAAGUGGACCCUCGACGAAGUCACGCCCUACAUCGAGGACCUCGUGGAGCCCGGAAUGACCGCAGAGAAGCUGCUGAUGAAGUAUGCCCGCAUGAGCGAGCAGAACGGCCAGCGCUUCUUCACCCCACGCUGA
Molecule: messenger RNA, 1050 nt
Organism: Acanthamoeba castellanii str. Neff
Lineage: Eukaryota; Discosea; Longamoebia; Acanthamoebidae
Product: sister chromatid cohesion protein dcc1, putative
Exons: 11
Coding region: 1-1050 (349 amino acids)
Biological process (GO): mitotic sister chromatid cohesion; maintenance of mitotic sister chromatid cohesion
Cellular component (GO): chromosome, centromeric region; Ctf18 RFC-like complex; chromatin
Source: RefSeq, a predicted model, not a curated record